This is a messenger RNA of Panicum hallii, 552 nucleotides long. RefSeq lists its product as uncharacterized. Bases 1 to 552 code for a protein of 183 amino acids. The transcript is spliced from 3 exons. Lineage: Eukaryota; Viridiplantae; Streptophyta; Magnoliopsida; Poales; Poaceae. The record is from RefSeq and is a predicted model, not a curated record.
AUGAUCCGUCAUCAUCCACAAGAGUUGAAGCACCAAGCUCUCAACAACCUCAAGAUCAAAGUCAAGUUCAUGGUGACGAUCAAGUUCUUGGCAUUGAUCAAGGGGGAGAACAAGGUGGAGAAGCUCAAGAAGUUGCUCCACAAGUUCAAAAUGAUGAUGAUGGACCCAUUCAACCUCAAUCACAAGUGCCUCAUCCAAGAGUUCAUCAAAGCUUUCAACAGGAUCAUCCCGUUGAUAAUAUUCUUGGAAGUAGUUGAAACACUUAAUGAUCUGAAUUCGGUAAUUGCCAUGCAAAAAGAGUUGAACAACUUCACAAGAAAUAAGUUUAGUAGGAUCAUGACCAAGAUGUUUAAGAUGUCUAUGAUAGGUGAAUUGAAGUUCUUUCUUGGAUUUCAAGUCAAGCAAAUGAAGGAAGGAACCUUCAUAUGUCAAACCAAGUAUGUGAAGGAUAUGCUUAAGAAGUUUGACGUGGCUGAUGCCAAGCCUAUCAAGACACUUAUGGCAUUAAAUGGUCAUCUUGAUCUCGAUGAAGAAGGGAAGUCUGUUGAUUAA